Condylura cristata (star-nosed mole) is the source of this 591-nucleotide messenger RNA. RefSeq names its product divergent-paired related homeobox (gene DPRX). The transcript has 3 exons. The record is from RefSeq and is a predicted model, not a curated record. Gene Ontology annotation, molecular function: RNA polymerase II cis-regulatory region sequence-specific DNA binding; DNA-binding transcription factor activity, RNA polymerase II-specific. Gene Ontology annotation, cellular component: nucleus. NCBI's taxonomy places the organism in Eukaryota, Metazoa, Chordata, Mammalia, Eulipotyphla, Talpidae. The coding region runs from base 1 to 591 and encodes 196 amino acids. Gene Ontology annotation, biological process: regulation of transcription by RNA polymerase II.
AUGGAGACACAGCUGGAUCACAGGAUGGCAGCCCCAGGGCAGCCUCCCGGAGGAAAGCACCUUAAGUGUCCACAGAGGAAGCGAACUGUAUUCACCGAGAAACAACUGACAGAUCUGAAGCUCCUGUUCAAGGAGAACCCAUACCCCAGCCUUAACGUCCAGAGAGAAAUGGCCUCCAAAAUGGAGAUACACCCCACAGUACUGCAGGUGUGGUUCAAGAACUACAGAGCCCGAGUGAAGAAAGCCAGAAGCGGGCACCGUCGGCCGACUCAGCCAGAAGCAGCUGAAGCGCCGCGACUCGAGGGGGGUCUCGGGGCCCCCCCUCCUGGGAGCAGCGUGCAAACACCUCCCAGGCAGCCCCGGGGUGCUGGCCCCACCUCCCUAGUCUACACCCACCUCCUGGGGCCUUCAUUCCAGCUCCGCCUAUGCCCCCCUCAGAAGAGCCACACGGACCACGCCACCGGCCACAGAGUGGUCCACUUCGGCUGCUGCCAGGACCCCAACAUUUACUGCCUUGCUCCCAUUUUGGAUCCCCAAGAGCCCCUCACCAGCUCCCCGGCUUACUCUCUGGGCUCUCUGUCACCGCCCUGA